UCCAUAGAUUUCCACGACAUCCUCAGAUAUCCAAAUCAACCAAACUUGUCAUUCUCAUCUCAGACGCAAGUUCCAAUCAGCUACUUCGUUUUCUAGCUUAGAAUAUCAAAAGUACACACAAUCCAUCUAUGUAUACUCUAAAAACCCUUUUCGACUGAAUCCUGUUGCAUCCAAUCCAUGGCUUCCAUGUCUCUGAUCAUUCUCAGAGACCAUAGACCAGGGGCGUACCAUGCGCUGCUUAACCCAAGCUUUCGUACUCCCACUUGGAUGAACCUUCACAAUUACCAUCUGGACUUAAAACGUGGGCUUUAUCUGGCUGAGAGUGGAAGAGCCUGUGAAAUCCGAAGCGAGUUGCAGGCUCCAAUUGUUGCAAUUAGAAGACGCUCCUUAAUCCUUGAAACGUCAAAAAGUUCUCAAAUAUUGUGCAAAGCUACAACAGAUAUUUCCGGAGAUAUUCCUGAAAAUACUGGGGGGCUGAGCCAGUAUGAAAAACUUAUUGAAACCAUAAUCACUCUAUUUCCUGUCUGGGUCAUCUUGGGGGCUGUUGUCAGCAUUUACAAGCCAACUGCUGUAACCUGGUUGGGGACAGAUAUUUUUACUCUUGGCUUGGGUUUCCUCAUGCUGUCUAUGGGCUUGACAUUGACAUUUGAGGAUUUCAGACGAUGUAUGCGAAAUCCUUGGACUGUGGGUGUAGGGUUACUUGCGCAAUAUUUUAUUAAACCCGUGCUAGGCUUUGUCAUUGCAACGACUCUUAAACUCUCGGCUCCUCUUGCAACUGGUCUUAUUCUGGUCUCAUGUUGUCCUGGAGGUCAGGCAUCAAAUGUUGCAACAUUCAUAUCCAAAGGAAAUGUUGCACUCUCAGUUCUUACAACAAUGUGUUCAACUAUUGGAGCUAUUGUUAUGAUCCCGCUCCUCACAAAGCUUCUUGCUGGUCAACUUGUUCCCGUUGAUGUUGUUGGCCUGGCACUUAGUACCUUUCAGGUUGUUUUAGUCCCAACAAUGGUGGGAGUUUUGGCAAAUGAAUUUUUUCCCAAGUUCACGUCAAAGAUAACCAUGUUUACACCUUUGAUAGGAGUCAUUUUGACCUGUCUCCUUUGCGCAAGCCCAAUUGGACUAGUUGCUGAUGUCUUAAAAGCUCAAGGAGCACAAUUGAUAUUUCCAGUUGUUUUCCUACAUGCUGCUGCAUUUGCUGUUGGUUAUUGGGUUUCAAGAAUAUCAUUUGGCGAAUCCAUAUCACGCACAAUAUCUCUAGAAUGUGGGAUGCAGAGUUCUGUACUUGGACUUUUCCUUGCUCAGAAGCACUUUUCAAACCCCCUUGUAGCUGUUCCUUGUGCUGUUAGUGUUAUAUGCAUGGCGCUUGGGGGGAGUACUCUUGCUGUGUUUUGGAGGAACAGACCAAUUCCCCUUGAUGACAAAGAUGACUUCAAGGAAUGAAAAAUCAUGGCCUCACUUCCAUGCAUUGCAUGCCAUGUAAAUACUUCCCCCUCCCCUAAUUUUUUGUGGGACAAUUGUUUAUGCAUUGGUUGAUAAGAAAAUUUUGCUUUUGAAUUCACGUGUAGACACUCAAGCAAAUUU
Molecule: messenger RNA, 1575 nt
Organism: Abrus precatorius (Indian licorice)
Lineage: Eukaryota; Viridiplantae; Streptophyta; Magnoliopsida; Fabales; Fabaceae
Product: sodium/pyruvate cotransporter BASS2, chloroplastic
Exons: 13
Coding region: 178-1434 (418 amino acids)
Cellular component (GO): membrane
Source: RefSeq, a predicted model, not a curated record